Molecule: messenger RNA, 354 nt
Organism: Rotaria sp. Silwood1
Lineage: Eukaryota; Metazoa; Rotifera; Eurotatoria; Philodinida; Philodinidae
Source: the annotation of a GenBank genome assembly
AUGACAACAACAGCCAUGCUGACAACUACUAAGUCCUUGAUACAUUUCUGGGGACCAGUUGCUAAUUGGGGUUUACCAUUAGCAGCUAUAGCUGAUUUAAAGAAAGAUCCAGAAAUAAUUAGUCCAAAAAUGACCGUUGCAUUAUGUUUUUAUUCAAUGUUAUUUAUGCGUUUUGCUCUUCAAGUUAAACCUAAAAAUCGACUUUUAUUUGCUUGUCAUUUUGCUAAUGAAUGUGCUCAAUUAGUACAAUUAGCAAGAUUUAUUAAUUACAAAUAUGGUACACCAUCACCAAUGAAACAAUAUGAAAUACCAUCGACUGUUGUCAAACCAGUGACAAAUAAAACUAACAAUUGA